AGUCUCUCUCUUCUACCUUUGUAAAACACAAGAGAGAGAUAGAGAGUCAUAGAGAGGAGACUUAUCUAUCUAUCUUGCGCAUCUCUCUGCUUAUCCUGCGCACCACCAUGGGGAAAGGUCACGCACUGAGCGACGGAGUGAUAAAGAAGAUCCUCCUCUCCUACACGUACGUGGCAAUCUGGAUCUUCCUCAGCUUCACGGUCAUCGUCUACAACAAGUACAUCCUCGACAAGAAGCUCUACAACUGGCCUUACCCAAUCACACUCACCAUGAUCCACAUGGCCUUCUGCUCCUCCUUAGCCAUCAUCCUCAUCAAAGUCUUCAAGAUCGUCGAGCCCGUCUCCAUGUCCCGCGACACUUACCUCAGAUCCGUCGUCCCCAUCGGAGCCCUCUACUCGCUCUCCCUCUGGCUCUCCAACUCCGCCUACAUCUACCUCUCCGUCUCCUUCAUCCAGAUGCUCAAGGCCCUCAUGCCCGUCGCCGUCUACUCCAUCGGCGUCUUGCUCAAGAAAGAGUCCUUCAAGUCUCGCACCAUGACCAACAUGCUCUCCAUCUCCUUCGGCGUCGCCAUCGCCGCCUACGGAGAAGCCAAGUUCGAUGUCUGGGGCGUCGUUCUCCAGCUCGGCGCGGUUGCGUUCGAGGCCACCAGGUUGGUUCUGAUCCAGAUCUUGCUUACUUCCAAAGGAAUCAAUCUUAACCCCAUCACUUCUCUUUACUACGUUGCUCCUUGCUGUCUUGUUUUCCUCUCUGUUCCUUGGAUCUUCGUUGAGUUCCCGGUUCUUAAAGAGACGUCGAGCUUCCAUUUCGAUUUCGUUAUCUUCGGAACGAACUCGGUUUGCGCGUUUGCGUUGAACCUUGCUGUUUUCCUCCUCGUUGGGAAGACCUCUGCUCUGACUAUGAAUGUGGCUGGUGUGGUUAAGGACUGGCUCUUGAUCGCCUUCUCGUGGUCGGUGAUCAAGGACACGGUCACGCCGUUGAAUCUUUUCGGGUACGGGCUUGCGUUUUUGGGCGUUGGGUAUUACAACCAUUGCAAGCUGCAGGCGUUGAAGGCGAAAGAUGCGACGCAGAAGAAGGUUCAGGCUAGUGGUGAUGAAGAAGCUGGGAAGCUUUUGGAAGAGAGGGAGAGCGAAGUUGUUGCUGGGAAACGUAACGAGAGUCAAGAUUGAGAUUUCAAGAAUGCAGUUUUAUGGGAAUAAGAUUAUGAUCACUGUCUUUCUACGUUUAAGUGUUAUGGCUAAUUAUAUUUUUACAUAGUGAUUUUGAAACUUCAUUGCAUCUUCUUUUUUGAGUUUGUCUUUGUUUUCUUUUUUACUUCCUCUCUCUCUCAUUCGAAAUCCUUAUCUGUCUGUAUGAGUAAACUAUUGUUGUUGUAGUAAUAACUUCUUUUAUAUUUC
Messenger RNA from Raphanus sativus (radish), 1394 nucleotides. Its product is annotated as probable sugar phosphate/phosphate translocator At2g25520. The record is from RefSeq and is a predicted model, not a curated record. Lineage: Eukaryota; Viridiplantae; Streptophyta; Magnoliopsida; Brassicales; Brassicaceae. The transcript has a single exon. The coding region runs from base 108 to 1166 and encodes 352 amino acids. Gene Ontology annotation, cellular component: trans-Golgi network; Golgi apparatus; endosome. Gene Ontology annotation, molecular function: antiporter activity.